AAUAACUCUAUCUCUUGAAACCCAACAAGCCAUUUUGUUUGAUUUCUCUUCUGCUUCUCUUUGCAACACUCUGAUAACUCAAGCUAGAAUAGUUUAUGUUGAUCCCAACCAGGAAUGUCAGAUCCGCAAGUAUCGAUCAGUUCGUUACAAACCUUUUCCCUGUAGCCAUGACCUCGUACAACGCUUUCACCAAAACCUGGAGCGGUCCCCGCAUCGAAUCCCCCUUUCCCCCUACAACAUCGGUCGGCCAGGCGAUCUGCACCGUGCUGGCCAAAACCCCCACCAAAGUGUCCCAAAUCUGUGAUUCCGACGGCCGCGUACUAACUUGUGAAGAUCUCCGCUUACGAACGAUCCGGGUGGCGCAACAUCUUACCGCUCUCGGGUACAAACCCGGUGACAUGAUCGCGGUGGUCGCCGGUCACUCAACGAAUCUUUCUCCAGUGAUCUUCGGGUGCUUCCUAGCAGGAUUCGUGGUCAACACGGUUGACAAGCGACUUGACGCUCACGACAUGUCUCAUUUGCUCAGGUUGACGGAACCUGUGCUGGUGUUGUGUGACGAAGCAGUUCUCGAAACGGUUCAAGCUGCAAUCGCCGAAAUUACAGCUCGCGUAAUGAUCCUCACUGAAGACCUAGUUUCACCAACGGGAACUGAGGAUCGUUUCCAAGCACCUUCGGUGCCCGAUUCCAAAGUUACGCUAGCCGCCGUGAUCACCUCGUCCGGAUCAACUGGACUCCCCAAACCGAUCUGCCUGUCCCACGCCCAGCUUAUCAACCUCACGUGCUCGCUCAUUACGAAUGAUCAGUCACUUUACAGCACUGCUGAUAACGACCGGGAAGAUGACCGGGCAAUUUUGCUAACGAGCCAGCUGCACUGGAUCUCCGGCUACAUGAUGCUGCUCGGUGGUCUGAUGAGUGGAAUUAGGCGGAUCAUCACCAGUCAUCGCUACGAGGCAGAUUUGGCGCUUAAUCUGGUGGAAAAGUAUGGCGUUACGCACGUUUUGGCACCGCCACCGUUGGCGUUGGAAUUGGUUCAGCGACAGCGGCUUGCGGGGUACGAUUUGAGCUCGCUGAGAUAUUUUUUAUGUGGAGGCACUACGGUGCCGGAUUGGUUGCGGGAUGAUAUCGACGGGGUGCUGCCGAAUGGGCGGUGUUACGUUGGGUACGGGAUGAGUGAAACUGGAGCUGGGGCGAUGGCCGUGGAGAAGGUGAUUCGGCGAGGGACGGUUGGGGAGUUGGAGGCGAAUAUUGAGAUGAGGGUCCUAAACCCCCUCGACGGCACCCUGCUCGGCCCCAGCCAACCCGGCGAACUGCUGGCCCGCUAUCGAUACCCCUUCCUGGGCUACUUUCACCAAGAAAAGGCCACCGCAGAAAUCCUCCGCCAAGAAGACAACUUCCUCCACACCGGCGACAUCGGCUUUAUCGACUCGCGCGGGUUUGUGACCCUUCAGGAUCGUUUGAAGGAAAUCAUUUGUUGGGGAUUUUACCAAAUUUCCCCAAGCGAGCUGGAGGGCAUCAUUGGCCAGUUGGAGGGUGUGCUGCGGGUCGUGGUCGUAGGGAUCCCUACCAUGGAGCAGUUGGACUUGGUGACGGCGGUGGUGGUGCGGGAGGAUGAUCAGUUGGGGGAGGAGGAUGUGGUGAGGUUUGUUGAGGGGAGGGUUUGUGAUUUUAAGCGGUUGAGGGGAGGGGUUUAUUUUGUUGAGGAGUUGCCGGUGACGAGCACGGGGAAGGUUAGGCGGGCGGAGGUUAGGAAGAUAGCGGUUAGGAUGUAUGAGGAAAGGCAUGGUAGUUUGAAACACUAGCGCCACCACUUGUGGGUGUGAGUGCAAGUGGAACUAAUUUGACAGUUUUUUCAUGUUUUUGUUUGUGAU
Culex pipiens pallens (northern house mosquito) is the source of this 1868-nucleotide messenger RNA. RefSeq lists its product as uncharacterized. Gene Ontology annotation, molecular function: long-chain fatty acid-CoA ligase activity. Gene Ontology annotation, biological process: long-chain fatty acid metabolic process; fatty-acyl-CoA biosynthetic process. The transcript is spliced from 2 exons. The record is from RefSeq and is a predicted model, not a curated record. The coding region runs from base 96 to 1799 and encodes 567 amino acids. Lineage: Eukaryota; Metazoa; Arthropoda; Insecta; Diptera; Culicidae.